GUUUGUCCCUCGUGGCUCGCCGUGCAGUUCCUGUUUCCUGUCGGCAGUGGCUGCGUUCUCAUUGCGGAAUCAUGUCUAUGUCACAUCUGUACGGCAAAGAUGAAGACAGUGAUGGAGUGGAGAUGGAGAAUUUUGAGAUCACCGAUUGGGAUCUAGCCAAUGAGUUUAACCCCAACCGACGGCGGCACUUCCAAACAAAAGAAGAGACAACUUAUGGCAUAUGGGCAGAUAGGGACUCUGAUGAUGAGAGGCCUAGCUUUGGUGGAAAGAGAUCCAAAGACUAUUCUGCUCCAGUUAAUUUUAUCAGUGCUGGGAUCCGCAAACCGGCAGCGGAGGAGAAAUCUGGAAGUGAUUCAGAUGAGGAACCUCCGUCAAGAAGAGAUGAAUUGCCAAAGGAAUUUGAAACAAAGAAACUGAAAACGGGGGGAAAUUUUAAACCAUCACAGAAGAUUUUUGCUGGAGGAAUAAAGUCCAAUACAGAUUUUGGUUCUUGGGAGCGACACACCAAGGGGAUUGGCCAAAAGCUUUUGCAGAAAAUGGGUUAUAAACCUGGUAGAGGAUUGGGGAAGAAUGCUCAAGGUAUCAUUGCCCCUAUCGAGGCCAAACAGAGGAAAGGUAAAGGAGCUGUUGGAGCAUACGGGUCCGAGAGAACCAAGCAGUCGUUAAAGGAUUUCCCUACCGUGGAUUCAGAGGAAGAAGAAGAGAAGGAAUUUCAGAAAGAGUUGAGUCAAUGGAGGAAGGAUCCAAGUGGAGGCAAGAAAAAGCCUAAAUAUGCCUACAAGACAGUGGAAGAGCUAAAAGCCAAGGGCAGGGGAACUAAAUCAUUAUCUGCUCCUCAGAAGGAAAUAUCCCAAGUCAAGGUGAUUGAUAUGACCGGUCGGGAACAGAAGGUGUAUUACAGUUACAGCCAGAUUUCCCACAAACACAAUAUGCCAGAAGAUGGUUCUGUACCAGGUGUGAAGGAGGAGAAGCUCCAGGGCUUUGUUCUUCCAGAGCUGGAGCACAACCUGCAGCUGCUCAUAGACAUGACGGAGCAGGAGAUAAUCCAAAAUGACCGUCAGCUGCAGUAUGAGAAGGACAUGGUGAUCAACCUCGCUCACGAGUUGGACAAAUUGUCUGGGGUUCUUGAGCGAGAGGAGAAGGCCAUUUAUAACCUAAGCCAGGUGCUACAGACAGUGGAGGCUUGUGAGCAAAGGAUGCAACCAAAUUGUGAUAAUCCUUUGACGCUUGACGAGUGUGCUCGGAUCUUCGAGAUGCUCCAGGAAAAGUAUUAUGAGGAGUAUAAAAUGUCUGGGAGGGCAGACCUGGCUGUGGCCAUUGUCUACCCACUAAUGAAAGAGUUUUUCAAGGACUGGAACCCAUUGAAGGACCCCAUGUAUGGGAUGGACAUCAUGACGAAGUGGAAGAACCUGCUAGAGGAAGGCCACCUGUCGCAUAGUGCCCAAGAUGCAACCUUAGACCCUUAUCACAGGCUCCUUUGGGAAAUGUGGAUCCCCUUCUUGAGAAAUAUCAUCUCCCAGUGGCAGCCCCGGAACUGCCCUCCUAUGGUAGACUUCUUGGACAGCUGGGUGCACCUACUGCCUGUCUGGAUUCUGGAUAACAUCUUAGAUCAACUCAUAUUCCCUAAAUUACAGAAAGAGGUUGAGAAUUGGAACCCUCUGACAGACACCGUUCCCAUUCACUCAUGGAUUCACCCGUGGUUACCCUUGAUGCAGAACCGACUAGAGCCCCUCUUCUCUCCAAUCAGAAACAAACUAGCCAACGCUUUGCAGAAAUGGCAUCCCAGCGACUCAUCUGCUAAACUCAUUCUCCAGCCAUGGAGGGAUGUAUUCAGCCCAGGAUCAUGGGAAGCUUUUAUGGUGAAGAACAUUGUGCCUAAGUUAGGUUUGUGUAUAGGGGAGUUUAUUAUUAAUCCCCACCAGCAACACAUGGAUGUCUUUCACUGGCUGAUGGACUGGGAGGGAAUGAUAUCCCAAUCCAGCAUGGUGGGGAUCCUGGAGAAACAUUUCUUUCCAAAAUGGUUACAGGUCCUGUGCUCCUGGCUCAGUAACAGUCCAAACUAUGAAGAGAUCACCAAGUGGUACUUGGGUUGGAAGUCCAUGUUCUCAGACCAAAUAUUGUCCCACCCAGCAAUCAAAGACAAGUUUAACGAAGCUUUGGACAUCAUGAACCGAGCUGUUUCUUCUAAUGCUGGUGUGUACAUGCAACCAGGCGCCCGGGAGAGCAUUGCUUACUUGACGCAUACUGAAAGAAGGAAAGAUUUCCAGUACGAAGCCAUGCAGGAGCGCCGCGAGGCAGAGAGCAUUGCGCAGCGGUGCAUCGGAGCUGCUGCAGCAGCUGUACCAAUGAACUUCAAAGACCUAAUCCAAUCAAAGGCCGAGGAGCAUAACAUUGUGUUCAUGCCGCUGAUCGGCAAACGCCACGAGGGGAAACAGCUCUACAAUUUCAAUCGUAUUGUCAUCUACAUAGACCGAGGUGUUGUGUUUGUGCAGGGUGAAAAAACAUGGGUGCCCACCUCACUGCAGAGCCUCAUAGACAUGGCCAAGUAGCAUGAUACUCCCUGCUUCUCCUGGACGCUGCAUACAGCGGAUAUUGAUCUAUCUGGAUGGCACAGGGUGUAUUGUACAGCAGAACGAAUGCAACGUGUAAAACACUUGGGCACAGUGUCAGAUUCGAUAAAAGAAUCUUAUUAAAGCACCGUAGUGUAAGGAAUAAUAUGCCUGGUGUUUCCCAGAUUUCGUCCGGAUAUUGACAUUAUAUUGUAGUUGGAUUUCAUGCUCGACCGUAACUUACACACACGGUAUUCGGCAAGACUAGACUUGAUGUUCUGUGCAGAGACUAUUUUUUUUAUUUCUACAUCUGUUUAUUUGUACAUAUCCAAUGUGUAAUUUGUAAAAAUAGAGAUGGAUAUUUUGUUUGUAUUUUAAAUACGAUUGUUUCCUGCUUUAAAGAGACAGUAUUGCGUUAAAAUUAACAUGACAAGGCAAAAUGGAUUUCCACACCCCAAUUUUUGUAUGUAAAUAAUAAAAAUGUGAGAAAAAAAAACAUACUCGCCUCUGAGCAGGUCUCGCAAUAAAUGUUUGGGCUCUUUCCUUCUUUAGUGAUGUGUGCCGGAAGAGGGGACAUGCCAAGCAUGAUACG
Pelobates fuscus (common spadefoot toad) is the source of this 3141-nucleotide messenger RNA. It is a transcript of the gene TFIP11, whose product is annotated as tuftelin interacting protein 11. Gene Ontology annotation, biological process: spliceosomal complex disassembly. Gene Ontology annotation, cellular component: U2-type post-mRNA release spliceosomal complex. Bases 72 to 2549 code for a protein of 825 amino acids. The transcript has 13 exons. NCBI's taxonomy places the organism in Eukaryota, Metazoa, Chordata, Amphibia, Anura, Pelobatidae. The record is from RefSeq and is a predicted model, not a curated record. Gene Ontology annotation, molecular function: nucleic acid binding.